AUGCACCUUAACAAAGCUAUUGAGAAUGAUGAUAUUUUCAACCAAAGACAAAGGCUUAUAUUUACUGACCUCUCAACCAGCGGCAGUUUCUAUCUGGUUAACCCUGCAACUAGAGAAUCCAAGAAACUUGCAGAGAUGCCAGAUUACAGAAAAGGGCAUUAUUCCAGUUGCGUUGGUUUUGGUUUUGAUCACUCCUCUAGUGAUUACAAGGUCGUUAUGUUAUGUUUGGGAGGUGGAAUUAUGUUCAAUGUCUACACGUUGAAAACUGGCUCUUGGCGAAUGAUUCAAAGGUGA
Messenger RNA from Prunus armeniaca (apricot), 294 nucleotides. The record is from the annotation of a GenBank genome assembly. NCBI's taxonomy places the organism in Eukaryota, Viridiplantae, Streptophyta, Magnoliopsida, Rosales, Rosaceae.